This is a messenger RNA of Pseudopipra pipra, 651 nucleotides long. Its product is annotated as kelch-like protein 10. Gene Ontology annotation, molecular function: protein binding. NCBI's taxonomy places the organism in Eukaryota, Metazoa, Chordata, Aves, Passeriformes, Pipridae. The record is from RefSeq and is a predicted model, not a curated record.
AUGCAGCAGUGCUGUGUUUUCAGGACUCUGUUUACCAGCACAGACAAGAUGGUCUAUGAAAUCCCUGGUGUUUCAGCUGAAAUGAUGGGUCUCAUCAUCGAUUACGCCUACACUGGGACAGUACCGAUCACGGAGGACAACGUUGAGAGUUUGCUGGCUGCAGCAGACCAGUUCAAUGUCAUGGGCAUCGUCAACCUGUGCUGUGAGUUCCUCCAUUCCAGGCUCUGCUUUGAGAACUGCAUUGGCAUCUGGAGAUUAACUAGCUAUUACUACUGCCCCGACCUGCGCGCAGCCGCCUGCGCAUACAUCUUGCAUCACUUCGAGGAGGUGUCCCAGGUGUCCGAGGAGUUCCUAGACCUCUCUGCUGAGGAGCUGGCACAUAUCAUCGAGAAGGACGAGCUCAACGUGAGGCGAGAAGAAGCCAUGCUCGAGGCUGUGCUGAGGUGGAUCACUCACGACCCGCAGAACAGGAGGCAGUACAUCGCCUGCUUGCUGGACAAGGUUCGACUGGCACUCCUACAGUCGAACAACGUCGAAGCUCACGAGUACGUGAAGGACAGUGCUGAGGGCAAAGAUCUCAUCAUCAGGGCCCUGUCAGAAAUCUAUGACUUUUUUAUAGAUUAUUAAAGAAUAAAUUUGCAGAUCGAAGUA